Molecule: messenger RNA, 1738 nt
Organism: Setaria italica (foxtail millet)
Lineage: Eukaryota; Viridiplantae; Streptophyta; Magnoliopsida; Poales; Poaceae
Product: probable serine/threonine-protein kinase PBL7
Exons: 5
Coding region: 1-1455 (484 amino acids)
Biological process (GO): protein phosphorylation
Molecular function (GO): ATP binding; protein kinase activity
Source: RefSeq, a predicted model, not a curated record
AUGGGUUGCUUCCCGUGCUUCGGCUCGGGGCAGGAGGACGACGAGCUCGGGUACUACGGCGGCAAUGGCGGUGCCGCCGGGUGGGCGGCCGCGGCCGCGUCCUCGUCCGCUGCGGCUGCGGCUGCUGCUGCUGUCGGGGGCGGCGCGGAGGCGGCCGUGGCGGCUCCACCGCGCGCCGAGAGGUCCCCCACAGGGUCCAACAAGUCGAAGGCCAAGGGCAAUGGCUCGAAGAAGGAGCUCGCGGUUCUCAAGGACGCCAACGGCAAUGUCAUCUCUGCGCAGACCUUCACCUUCCGCCAGCUUGCGGCCGCGACGAAGAACUUCAGGGAUGAAUGCUUCAUUGGGGAGGGAGGCUUUGGGCGCGUCUACAAGGGCCGCCUCGAUGGCACGGGCCAGGUUGUUGCUAUCAAACAGCUCAAUAGGGAUGGUAAUCAAGGAAACAAAGAAUUUCUAGUGGAAGUUCUCAUGCUCAGUUUGCUUCAUCAUCAAAACCUUGUCAAUUUGGUUGGUUAUUGUGCCGAUGGAGAUCAACGCCUUCUCGUGUAUGAGUACAUGCCACUUGGAUCAUUGGAAGACCAUCUGCAUGAUCUCCCUCCUGGCAAGGAGGCCUUGGACUGGAACACUAGGAUGAAAAUUGCUGCAGGUGCUGCUAAAGGGCUUGAGUACCUCCAUGACAAGGCAGACCCACCAGUUAUAUACAGGGACUUUAAGUCAUCAAAUAUUCUAUUGGGAGAGGGUUUCCAUGCAAAGCUGUCCGACUUUGGUCUUGCUAAGUUGGGUCCUGUUGGUGAUAAGUCUCACGUCUCAACACGUGUUAUGGGAACAUAUGGUUAUUGUGCACCAGAGUAUGCUAUGACAGGACAACUUACAGUUAAGUCAGAUGUUUAUAGCUUUGGAGUUGUCUUGCUUGAGUUGAUUACUGGCCGGAAGGCCAUUGACAGCACCAGACCAGCCGCAGAGCAAAACCUUGUGUCAUGGGCACGACCUCUUUUCAAUGACAGACGGAAGCUCCCAAAGAUGGCUGACCCAGGGCUGGAGGGGCGAUUCCCUACGCGCGGACUUUACCAGGCGCUUGCGGUGGCAUCAAUGUGCAUCCAGUCUGAGGCUGCGUCCCGCCCACUCAUUGCCGACGUUGUGACUGCUUUAUCCUACCUUGCAAACCAGAUUUAUGAUCCUAACACAGCCAGCACCUCCAAGAAGGGCGGCGGCGACCAGAGGAGCAGGGUCAGCGACAGCGGAAGGGCGCUUUCCAGGAACGACGACACAGGCAGCUCUGGCCAUAGGUCGCCAAGCAAGGACCUGGACGACUCUCCCAGGGAGCGGCAUGCCACAGGGACUGCGCACAAGGGUGAAAGAGAGAGGAUGGUGGCCGAGGCGAAGAUGUGGGGCGAGAACUGGCGGGAGAAGCAGCGCGCUGCUCAGGGUAGCCUGGAUUCUCCGACCGGAGGUGGGUAACUUGGGUCACCAAGGUGCUGUUCUGCCUGUGCGUGUUCUGUCACAGACUGUUUUUUCCUUUGUGCGGUGGGGGAUGACGAAGACCGUUCGGUUUCCGGUGUUGUUAGCUGUACAUUCGUAGGGGGUAAAACAAAACAAAAAUGUGGAGGAGAUGAGAAAGCGAGGGGGGAAAGCAAUGGGUGCUUUGCUCUGGAUGUGGUCGAGUCGUGCCUGUAAAUUCUCGGAAAAUUUUGCAACGGUGAAGGACAAGUCUGAAUCUGAACCUCAUUCUGUCGUUUGCGUA